Molecule: messenger RNA, 684 nt
Organism: Fusarium redolens
Lineage: Eukaryota; Fungi; Ascomycota; Sordariomycetes; Hypocreales; Nectriaceae
Exons: 1
Coding region: 1-684 (227 amino acids)
Molecular function (GO): protein binding
Source: RefSeq, a predicted model, not a curated record
AUGAAUUCCCAUUCCUCCACCCAGACUCAAAGCAAACUCUGCCGCCUCCCUCCAGAAAUCCUAUUAGAUAUUCUGGAAGCUACUAUAGAACACUCAGACAAAGUCAGACUCGUCAGCACGUGCAGAAGACUAUAUGAUCUCCUCAUCCUAGAAGUCUACUACGAAGCGGGUAAACGGCUCAGUUGGUUGCCUAUGUUGGUAGCCGCAGAGGAUGGCAAUUGUCGCACUCUUUCUAGAUGCAUAGAAGCUGGUGCACCCAUCGAUUAUCGACCUUCGAUAUAUAGUUUCCGGCCUCUACAAGCAGCUAUCACGCUCUCUAGGCCUCUCACCGUCAAGUGGCUUCUUGACCAUGGGGCAAGCCCGAAUCAUAUGAGAUGUGAUGAUGGAGCCUGUGAAGCUUCAUGUCCUCUUGCACAGGCCAUUGAAUAUGCUGUAAGACCAGGAAUGUCCACCAAUCAUAUACCUCGUCGAUGGGAACGCCAAGGCAUCAAGAUUCCAUGCUACAAGCGUCAUGUGCGUAAUAGUCGCGAGAUAAUCAAGGCCCUCCGCCAAGCGGGUGCCGACGAGCAGCCUCUUGGAGAUCUUGACCGAAGACAUCUAGAUUCUAUUGAAGCCGGAACAUUCUGCUGUCUUGAUCACAAACCCCGUCUCUGGUACCAAGCGAGGGAAAGGCACUGGUCUUGA